Messenger RNA from Zychaea mexicana, 1564 nucleotides. RefSeq lists its product as uncharacterized. Gene Ontology annotation, molecular function: protein binding. The transcript has 4 exons. The coding region runs from base 137 to 1540 and encodes 467 amino acids. The record is from RefSeq and is a predicted model, not a curated record. Lineage: Eukaryota; Fungi; Mucoromycota; Mucoromycetes; Mucorales; Lichtheimiaceae.
CGUCGUUUCAACAACUCCUUCAAACAGCUGCCUGUCACCGUCGACUGCAUCGCCAGCAACACCCACAUGUCAGCAGCAGCAGCAGCAGCAGCAGCAGCAACCGACACCUUCCAAGAUUCCGUCACCCUGGGGAUCCAUGGUCUCGCUUUGUCUCCGGGACAGUGACGAAGAACAGGCACUGCCGUCACCAUCGUCACCCGUAGCAUCACAUCAGACAGCAAUGUCAGAGAAGCCCAUUGUAAUGGAGGAACAACAACAACAACAACAACAGCCGGCACCUCAAUCGGAAUUGCCAUCACCCGUUGAAAUGGCAGCCGCCAUGAUUGAAAAGAUCGGUUCGCCGCCUCCUAUACCAGCAGCAACAGCAACACACAAAGGGCGAACAACCUUAUCCAGCGGGAAUCAUUUAAGAACAACGCCAGAGCAACAGGAACCAAAAAUAGAAGGAAAAGGACGCAGCAGCAGCAAAGCACGGUUCACAUGCAUUGUCGCAAGCUACAGCUUGACACACCAAAAGGACGCCAUCAAGACAUACCGUCGCAUGGCUAUCAAAACCAAGAACAGACACGUCCAAAUGGCCUAUGCAAAGUAUUUAUUGGACGUGGCGCGGCUGUAUGAUGAAAACGCGAGCACGCGUCAACGGCUGUUGGACGAAGGCAGGUACUGGAUCAGUCGGCUGGCCAAAAAGAAAAUGUGGGAGGCUGUGUUUCUGCAGGGCCAGCAUUAUCUUGAAUCGCACCAGCCAGCCAAGGCCACGCGAUGUUUUGAAAAGGCUGCCAAGCAUGGUUACUUGGCUGCGUAUUUGGCGUUGGCGGAUCAGGCUGAAGAGCAAGGCGAUUGGACCAAGGCGUUGGCGUGUUAUCGAUCCGCGGCUGAUGGUCAUCCAGAAGCGAAUUAUAAAAUGGCGAUGGUCCUGCUACGACAAAAUAUGAGUGCUAUCCAGGUACUCGAAAAGGCGGCCAAAAGUGGUAAAGCAGCAGAGAGUGGCAAGGCAGCCUUGGUUUUAAGCAAGAUCUAUGCGCACACUUUGCAAACACGUGAACAAGUCGAAAAGAAUGAGUCAAGGGCAUUCCGAUACCUCAAACAAGCGUUUCAACUCGAUUUGGUCGAAGCCGUUUACCAGAUGGGUCAAGUCCAUACGUAUGGUCUACUAGGACAGCCAGGUGAUGCUUGGCAAGGGUACCAGUGUUUUAUGAAAGCGGCUGAGGAAGGAUAUGACUUGGCGAUGCUCGAGCUGGCAAAAGUGUAUGCGAUCGGAAUACAAGGGUUCCUUGCACAACAGCCGGAUGCGGCAUUUCGAUGGUGUCAACGUGCUGCUGAGCGAGGACUAAAAGAGGCAGAAUACACAUUAGGGACCUAUUAUGAACUAGGCGUGGGAAUAAGUGUGGAUUAUCCACGCGCUUUGGAAUAUUUUGGGAAGGCGGCAUCCAAAGGUCAUGUCGAAGCGGCUGAAAAGCUUAAUCGUCCAGUCGUCGUGCCAACACCGCCUGCGGUCAAAGCACAAGAUUCAUCACCACGGCAACGUUGUCAUAUCAUGUAGAAAAGUAAUGGUAAUAAAGAAGGG